This is a messenger RNA of Calliphora vicina (urban bluebottle blowfly), 2284 nucleotides long. Its product is annotated as solute carrier family 22 member 13. The record is from RefSeq and is a predicted model, not a curated record. Gene Ontology annotation, molecular function: transmembrane transporter activity. Lineage: Eukaryota; Metazoa; Arthropoda; Insecta; Diptera; Calliphoridae. The coding region runs from base 232 to 1977 and encodes 581 amino acids. Gene Ontology annotation, biological process: transmembrane transport. The transcript has 6 exons.
CAAAGUGUUAACACGGACUAGUGCAAGACGAGUAUUGUUGAUUCUAAGUGUCGUGUGGUGUGUGGCAGUUUUUCUUGUCUCGUUAUAAAUAUUGAAUGAAAAAGAAUUAACUGCAAAUUAAUUUAUUACUAGUUGUUGGUCACAAUUAUGAGAGGCUUUAAGCUUUAAUCUUAACAGAGAAAGCAAAAACAAAAAAAUAUAGAAAUAAUCUCCUCAAAUAUAAACUUCAACAUGAAUCACACAAAUGGCCCCAAAUCCUCACCUAAAGUCUCUCCCAAAGUGGGCCAACGUAAUUUAGCCUAUAUAUCAGAGGCCCCCGACAUAAAUCAUGCAACAACACAGCAACACACAAAUCCUCCUCCCAGAGCAGCCACAUCUCCUGCUACUGAUAUAAUAGGAGAUAUUACUGGGGACUUUGGUGUGUGGCAAAUCAGAACGAUACUCAUUAUAUUCCUGUGUAAAAUUCCCGCCUCUUGGUUUAUGGCCUGCAUUAUAUUCACCGCUCCCGAACUUUAUCCAAGCACGGAGUUUGUUUGUGACUCGACAUCUUUAAUGCCAAAUCAAAGUAUUUCCCCGGAUCAAUGUUAUGUAGAUGAUGCAGUGACGGGUCAUCGUCGGGAGUGUACACAAUUUUUGUACGAUUUUAAUUUUCAAUCUCUGAUUAUGGAAUUCGAUUUGGUGUGUUUGAGGGAUAUAUUUGUGGCGUGGACCCAGUACUGGCAUUUGUUUGGUGUCUUGGUGGGAGGUGUAGCAGCUACCAAAAUGAUGUUAUUCAUUAGUCCCCGAAAUGUGUAUUUUAUUGGCCAAAUAGCCCAGAUUAUAUGUGGUGUAGUGACGGGUUAUGCCAGGGACUUUAGUUUACAUUGUGCUUUUCGCUGUUUGUCGGCUGUUUGCUGUGCUAUCAUGUUUACUUCGGGCCAAGCGAUAUUUGCCGACAUCACCUCCGGUAUUUACCGAGCCGGCGCCAUCAUACUCUACGAUACAUUCUGGUCCCUAGGAGUCAUCUUUCUACCCUCUCUCUCGUCCUUUUUCACAAGUUGGACUCACAUUUAUCUCGGCAUAACAUUCCCUACAUUAUUCUUAACAUUGCUGCUGCAAUGGACACCCGAAUCUCCACGUUGGCUCUUGAAAAAUGGCGAUGAUAAAGUGAUUAAUCGUGUAGCGGAUAUUGUGCGUGAAGGUGCAGCCAUAAAUCAUCGUCUCGAUAAAAUACCAGAAGAUUUUCUACAACAAUUGCAGAAUUUAAGGACAAAAAUGAAAUCAGCUCCAGCACCGGCCAAAUGGUUGGAAUUAUGGCAGGGUCCCAGAGCAAAAGUGCACAUGGUAGCGGCUCAUUUGGCUUUGGCAGCGUUUAUUAUAAACUUCAUGGGCAUGUUGCUGAAUAUGCGAUCAUUUGGCCGGGAUUAUUUGGUGCCUAACACUGUGGCGAUGGGCUUUUCUGAAAUAUUUGGCUGCUUUUUGGCCUUACACUUUACUUUGAAGCACAACAAGUGGAAAUGGCAAUGGGCUGGUGGUUUUAAUAUAUUAGCGGGUCUAUUAGGCUGCCUAGGCUGGUUAUUUAGUUCGGCAGAUAUGAAUCCCGAACUAAAAGUCACGUUAUGGAUGAUAAUUGCCACCAUACCCAAGGCGGCGGUCUCCUGUGCCCAAUCCAUGAUAUUAGCCUGCAUGCAUGAGGUAAUGCCGGCCAAUAAAAAAGUUCCCUUUGUCUUCUCGGUGGUAACAUGGGCACGCAUCUGGCUGCUGUCAGCUCCAUUUGUUAAUGUCCUCAAGAAAAUCGAUGUAGCCAUGUCCUUAACUGCUUAUUGUGCUCUAAGUAUAUUUGGUGGCUUUUUCACCUGUCUUAUACUGACACCCCGGGCGCCUACACCUGCCGCCAUAGAAGAGCAAGGAAAACCCAGAAAUAAUAAUAAAAAUGCAUCACCACUGGCAAAACCUGUCUGGACAACGGAAACGAAUGUAAAUAAUACUCGUCUUUGAAACAGUAACACAAAAGGGCAAUAAUUGCCGCAGGAAGUAAUAGGAAGAAAGGCUAUUUGUAGUUAAUUUAGUUUAAUUGAGAAGAAAACUUUAUUGCAACAAGUGUGAUAAUAAAAUAUUAAAACAAAAAGAAAAGAAAGAGUUUAGCUAAAAGCAAAUGACAGAAUGAAUGAAAUGAAAUGAAACACGUGUAUUGUAGUCGUACUUAAACUAAUUAUAAGAAUUAAUGUAAAGUUUUAUUUUAUUUUUUAUAUUAAAAGAAAUCAACUAAUAAAAAAUGUGAUUUGUACGAUAAAAAACUGAAAAA